CCGUCGGUGGAGACAGGCUCCGGGCCGGAGAGCGGCUGCUAUUAUUAAUCGACGUUCGAGAGCGGCCACGGCCUUUGGUGGGGUCGGCGCCUGCGGGACGCGAGGCCAUGAGCCGCCUGGGCUCGGUGCAGCAGAAGGUCCCUUGCCUGUUUGUAACUCAGGUGAAGCAGGAGCCCUCGGCCAAGCGGGAGCGCCAACCUUUUAAAGUGUUGGCCACUGAAACGAUUAAUCAGAAGGCAUUAGAUGCAGAUAUAUACAAUGCAAUUCCAACAGAAAAAGUGGAUGGAACUUGCUGUUAUAUAGCGACAUACAAAGGGCAGCCUUACCUUUGGGCCCGAUUGGAUAGAAAAGCCAAUAAGCAAGCUGAAAAAAGGUUUAAACGUUUUUUGUACUCAGCAGACAACUCAAAAGGAUUUACUUGGAAUAUUGAAGAAGACUUCAGGCCUGUUCCUGAGUCCUGGAUUCCAGCAAAGGAAAUAAAGCAUUGCAAUGGAAAGCCCUUUCCAGAUGAAAAUGGGCAUAUUCCAGGUUGGGUGCCAGUGGAGAAAAACAGCAAGCAAUACUGCUGGCACACAACUGUUGUUGACUAUGACAUGGAAUUAGCUCUUGUUCUCAAGCAGUGCACUGAGGACCCUGGUCUUCUGGAAAUCAGUCCAGUUCCCUUAUCCAGCUUUUCAGAGCAGACACUGGAGCUUAUUGGAACAAACAUCAAUGCAAACCCAUAUGGUUUAGGAAACAAGAAACAUCCUAUACACCUUCUUGUCCCACAUGGAACAUUUCAGAUAAAAAAUGCACCUGCACUGAAUCACAGUGACAUACUGGCGUGGCUUGAUGGAUGCAAAGAGGGGAAAAUUGAAGGGAUCGUAUGGCAUUGUGCUGAAGGAAAUUUAAUCAAGCUUCAUCGGUAUCAUCUUGGGUUGACCUGGCCGAUUCCAGACCCUUAUUUGAUUUCUCAGCCAGUUGUUGUCAACUUUAGUGGGGCCAAGUAUGACUGUAAUUUUGAACCGAAGACACUUUUUUAUUAUUUUUCAAAGUUAGAGGGACAAAGAUUCAACAGUCUCAGAGAUAUAAGUGAUCUGUGUCCAGAUUUCUUAAGUCUGUAGGACUUCACAUUCCUUUUUAAUGAGAGUGUUUAUAUAUUUGUUUUUGUUGUGAUGCAGUGUAAAUAGUAUUUAUUAUAUACUUGGCUUAACAGCCACGUGUAUACAUAACAAAUGCUGCUGUUUAUGUAGCAAAAUAGCCAUAAACGAAAUUCUAAACUUUUGGGUACUUAUUUAUAAUGUUGCAGUCCUCCAAGGUAGUGUGCAAAAUAUUUCUUAAUGAAGCACUAAGGACUAAGUACUGGGAGUACCAUAGUUUUUAUCUUGAAGACAGUAUAUGGUUGCAUCAUUUUCAGGUAUUCUGAUAGUCUAAUGUACAGACACAUUUAUUCUAGCAAUGUAAAACCAGAAUAUUUAAAUUUAGUAAUAGUUGGGACUGUGUUAAUGAAAUCAGAAGAAACCUGUCAAAAGGCUAUUGGUCUGCACCUAUUUAAUACCUUUAGGGCAAUUAUUCUGUAUUUUAUACCCUGCUAUAGAUACUGGUAUAAAAAACAAGUUGAAAAGAGCAGAAUAUAUAAAUAUUAAGCUUCCCCUUCAAAUACACAGAAGCCAUGGUUUUUUUAAAGGUCUGAUUCUUUGGCUCUUUUUUCCCCUGGAGUGGAACAGCAUUGACACAUAACUAAGGUGUUAUCCAUGAUUUAUAUGUGGGUGUUCAUACGAAAUUCAAAAUGUAAUCCAGGAAGCCACAACCAGUUUUCAUAUUUGUUUCAAAAUGUUUUGAAUAAUGGGCAUCUGCGUUUCUUUUAGAAUGUGUUUGUUACAAGGCUGUAUUCUUAGCUGAAAUAAUGCCGUAAUUUCAUCUUCCUUAGGACUGUGAACUAUAUCCAGUGUCAUAUGAGCACAUUUCUUCUUCGUCUCACUCUGCAUCCUUUCACAUUGAUUGGUGGGGUGGGGGGUGGGGAGAGUACCUCUUCCACUGGUCAGCUGACAAGAUAUAACCAAAAUUUGGUCUUGUUCAUGAAAACCAGAAUAACACAAAAUAAAAUGGAUUGUAGAAUUUUAUUAGAUAAAGCCCAUAUGACUUGGUUGUCAUUUUUAGUUUAAAAGGUUUAAGAUGGGGUAAAUGUUAAACUACAACUUGUUUGCCAUAUAGUAAACAUAGAAAAAUAAAGAAUUUCUGAACUGCA
Molecule: messenger RNA, 2227 nt
Organism: Varanus komodoensis (Komodo dragon)
Lineage: Eukaryota; Metazoa; Chordata; Lepidosauria; Squamata; Varanidae
Gene: RLIG1
Product: chromosome unknown C12orf29 homolog
Exons: 7
Coding region: 108-1103 (331 amino acids)
Biological process (GO): response to reactive oxygen species
Molecular function (GO): RNA ligase (ATP) activity
Source: RefSeq, a predicted model, not a curated record